CUCCAGCCAUCCUACCACAGAAGUCAACCACUGAUAUGGAGAAUAAAUGCAGGGGGUCGUUGAAAAUCCUCAAAGUGUGCUUCAUAAGCAACAGCUCCAACCUGGGCAAGAACUUCAAACUGGUCAAAUGUGAAAGUUCCUGGAAUAUCAGGAAAAUCAUUCAGUCCAUUCUGGACAGCGGGCGCCUUGGUCCCAGCAUCAAGUUUCUGGAAUGCUACGGUCUGCUGCUCAAGCACAUCAAAUCAGACGAGGUUCACUGGCUUCACCCAAACCUGACCAUAGCAGAGGUGGAGCAGAAAUAUGAACAACAACAUGUCGAGGCGGAGUGGAGAUAUGACUUAAGAAUCCGGUACAUUCCUCCUGAUUUCCUGGAGAAGUUAAAAGAAGACAAAACAACUAUGCUCUACUUCUACCAGCAGGUUCGCAGUGACUACAUGAAGCACAGUGCUAGCAGAGUCAGUAAUGGGAUGGCCUUACAGUUGGGCUGCCUUGAGAUCAGGAGAUUUUACAAGGACAUGAAUGCCCAGGGACUGGAGAAAAAAUCCAAUUUGGAGCUGCUGGAGAAAGACGUUGGCCUAGAACUGUUUUUUCCCCGUGAAUUAAUUGAAAGUAUGAAGCCGAAGCAUCUGAGGAAACUGAUCCAGCAAACGUUCCAGCAGUUUGCUUUGCUAAAGGAGGAACAGUGUAUCAUGAAGUUCUUUGAGACAUUAUCAGUCUUUUCAAGUUUUGAUGAGGAAGUUUUUCCUUGUGAGCUUGUGCAAGGUUGGAACGUGUCUGUGGAUCUGGUCAUCGGCCCCAAAGGUAUUCGGCAACGCACAGACAAAUGUUCUAUGCCUGUCUGUCUAGCCACUUUUGCACAAAUUCAGCGUAUUAAGUGCUCUCUUCAAAAUGAUGGCAAGGCACUGUUAAACGUACAUAUUGAAGGAGCUAAACAGCCAUUGUCCAUCAGCACAUCCUCUCUGGCCAUUUCUGAGAACAUGGCUGAUUUAAUCGACGGCUACUGUCGUUUAGAGCAUGGCAAAGAUAUGUCUGUAUUUGUGCAGCCCAGAAAAGAUAGAGAAGCCAGAAUGUCUCUACCUCCUUUGCCCUGCAGCAGUAAGGAAAGUACCAGAUCCGACGGGGAAAGCGAAAGUUCAGAUAUUUAUGCAGAGAUACCAGAAGAUAAACCAGUUUCCAAUAUUGUUCAUAUUUCAGCAGUUAAAUUCAUCCUCUCACGAAACGAUAUUGUCCUCGGAAGAAUUCUGGGAGAAGGUUUCUUUGGUGAGGUCCAUGAUGGAGUCUACAAAAGCAAGACAGGGGAGGGAGUGAAUGUGGCCGUAAAAACAUGCAAGGAUUGUAGGGCUGAUAUCAAGGAGAAGUUCAUGACUGAAGCUUCGAUCAUGAAGAAAUUGGAUCAUCCACACAUUGUGAGACUCAUAGGAGUUAUAGAAGAGGAUCCAGUGUGGAUUGUCAUGGAGCUUUACCAGUAUGGAGAGCUAGGAAAUUACCUGAUGGAGAACCAGCACAAGCUCACUAAUGUCACCCUCAUACUGUACAUUCUGCAGAUCAGUAAAGCUCUGGCUUACUUAGAGGGCAUCAAUAUGGUACACAGAGACAUUGCUGUAAGAAACGUGCUGGUCGCUAAACCAGACUGUGUAAAGUUGGGAGACUUUGGCUUGUCCAGAUAUAUAGAAGAAGAGGAGUAUUAUAAAGCCUCUGUGAGUCGAUUACCCAUCAAAUGGAUGGCUCCAGAGUCCAUCAACUUCAGACGGUUUACCUCGGCAAGUGAUGUCUGGAUGUUCGCUGUGUGUAUGUGGGAGAUCAUGAGUCAAGGCCAGCAGCCAUUCUUCUGGUUGGAGAACAAGGACAUGAUCAACCAGUUGGAGCAGGGGGUUCGUCUACCCAAACCCAAGCAGUGCCCGCCCACAGUGUACUCUCUCAUGACAGGCUGCUGGGCCUACAUCCCUCGUGAGAGACCCAACUUCACUGAACUAGUGUGCAGGCUGAGUGAUCUACACAAAAUAGAGAAGGAAGUUGAGGUGAACCAGCAGAGAGACAGAGCACGCUCAGUGUAUACACUCUCAAGUAUGCCUUUUACUGAUGCUCCGUCUAAGCCAUCAAGAAUGAAAGCAUCAGGCUUUAACACUCUCGGCCCACGGCUACAUUUCCAGGAACGGGGUGUUUUGGAGCCCAGCAGUAAGGAAAAUGCCCAGGAACUGGAGCGACAGCGUGUGCAGGAGACUUUAAAGAGACAGAAACAGGAAAUGCUGGAGGGCUACUAUCUGCUGCAGAAAGAAGAGAAGCUUCUGGAUCCAUUUGCCAAUGAUGACACAAAGGCUAAAAUGAUGUCAAAAAAUGAGACAGGCCAAGCUCAUUUCCAGGGUCCCCCAGAGAAGCCCCCGCAGGUGUCCGCUCAGCGGGCUCCUACUGCAGAACUGGACCGCACAGAUGAUCUGGUCUAUCAUAAUGUCAUGGAGAUGGUGAAGGUGGUGGUACAGCUAAAGAAUGAUGUCAGCACAUUAGCGUCCUCCGAGUACAUAAACGUUGUGAAGUCUGUAGGAAUGACGCUGCGCAGUCUAAUCCACAGUGUGGACGAUAUUCUACCGACUCUGCACAAGUCCAUCAGAUCUGAGAUUGAAGGAACUCAGAAGCUGCUGAAUAAAGAUCUGGCCGAGUUGAUCAGUAAGAUGCGUCUGGCUCAGCAGAACUCCAUCACGUCUCUGAAGGACGAGUGUAAGAAACAGAUGCUGAUGGCUGCUCACACAAUCGCCAUGGACUCCAAGAACCUGCUGGAUGCUGUUGACCAAGCCAGAGUACAAGCUAAUUUAGCCAAACACCUCAUGCCCUAGAUCUGACGUCUGAUUGGAUGCUGCACAGGUGUUUUUAUCCAAUGAGAAGGGUGGAGUCAAUUAAAAUAUGAAUGGCACAACUUGCUUUAUUUAUGCUUAUGAACGAUAAUGAAAGCAGUGCUUUUUGUUGACAUUGUUGUGAAAUUGAGAAUUCUCCUUGUGGUCAUUUUCAUUUUCAAAGUCUGUUUGAUGUCCGCAAAGUUGUACAGUUUUGUCAUUUCAAAGCAUUAUCUAAUUUUUAUACUAAACAUACCUAAAGUAUAUAUUUCUAGAAAAUAAAUGUAACAUUUUAAUAU
This is a messenger RNA of Xyrauchen texanus (razorback sucker), 3124 nucleotides long. RefSeq names its product protein-tyrosine kinase 2-beta-like. The transcript is spliced from 29 exons. Gene Ontology annotation, cellular component: cytoskeleton; focal adhesion. The record is from RefSeq and is a predicted model, not a curated record. NCBI's taxonomy places the organism in Eukaryota, Metazoa, Chordata, Actinopteri, Cypriniformes, Catostomidae. Gene Ontology annotation, molecular function: protein tyrosine kinase activity; ATP binding. Gene Ontology annotation, biological process: protein phosphorylation; signal complex assembly. Bases 36 to 2828 code for a protein of 930 amino acids.